This is a messenger RNA of Fusarium redolens, 666 nucleotides long. RefSeq names its product killer toxin. Gene Ontology annotation, cellular component: extracellular region. Lineage: Eukaryota; Fungi; Ascomycota; Sordariomycetes; Hypocreales; Nectriaceae. Bases 95 to 532 code for a protein of 145 amino acids. The record is from RefSeq and is a predicted model, not a curated record. The transcript is spliced from 2 exons.
GUCUACCCCUCUCACUUGCUAAAACUCACUUCAGGAUUACACCAUUGAGAUACUAUCUAUAUUCCUACCCGCCUUGUACUCAACAGUAGCUACCAUGAAGUUUGCCAUUGCAACUACCGCACUCGCCAUCAUUAAUAUGGCUUCCGCUAAAGGAAUUAACUGUGAGGGCAAUGCUCGUUGCCCAGAGUUGAAUCUCUAUCAGGGUGUUGGAGAUUACCUAGGUCAGGCAAACCGAAUCGACCCCAACCGCUGGUAUAACAAUGGCGAGCACAUCAUGUGUUUUACUUCAUAUCCUCAUACCGAAAUCGGAAUCAAGGCCCCCUUGAGCUCUUGUGCAUUUCUACAGAAAUCUGGGGGCGCUCCAGGUCGCUCGAUCAAGCCACUCUUGGAAGCUCUCAAUAAUCACGGAUGCCGAAUGUGCGGAAGCGUUCCUUUGUUCUAUCCCCAGGGUGAUAAUGAUAUUGACCAUCAUGGGGAGUUGACAAUUAACUUUGUCGACCACAACAAAGUCCACUGCGAUGGUCUUUGUUAGUAAGAGAGAUAAUAAGGAAAAGUGGUGUUGUAUAAGAAGGAGUCAACCGUUAGAAACCAGUUAUUACCGAUUAUCUGUUAUUGUAUUUAAGCCUUGAGUCGGUGCUUAUUAAGUAUCUAUUAUUAUAUUUAAAC